CGUGGAGAGGCACGUUCUCAGUUGGGUGACGGCUCCCGAGCUGCUGUUUUUUGGAAACUAGCCCUUCGUCUUGAUGCGGCAUGUCAGGCUGCAUGGAAUAGGUUACAAGAUUUUCAUCUUUUGACGUCAUCCGAAUGCCAUGACCUUGUUUUGAGCUUACAUUUCGGAGAGAAGGCGUGGUUGCGGGAUUUGUACAUGGCCAGCAUCGCGCUUACACCUCAGGAUACAGAGAAGCCAGAUACCGAAGGCUCAGGACCCGACUACAAACUAAAUCAUUCACCCCAAGUUCUGGCCAUGGCAGCCCGGCGUGCAUAUCGCCAGUACGAUUGGUCUGGGGCGCUCAAGCACUGCCAAGCGUUGGCAGUGCUAGACCCGUCAAUGGCCGGCGCCGCUUACUGCUACGUAGCCACGCUCGUAAUUCUUGGGCACAAGCGUGUUUUGUUCCGUCUCGCCCACGAAUGGGUCGACGCCAACCCUAAAGCGGCCUGUGCCUGGUUUGCUGUCGGUGCUUACUACUUCUGCUGCGAGCGUUAUCAUGUCGCACAGCGCCAUUUUUGUCGGGCGACGCGCCUCGAUUCGUCUUGUGCAGAGGCGUGGAUUGCCUUUGGCUGUGCCUUUUCAGCUUGCGAUGAAUCUGACCAAGCACUGGCAUCCUAUCGAGCCGCCCACCGUCUUAGCCCUGGGGAGCAUACGUCGCUAUUGUACAUGGGAAUGGAGUACGCUCGAACCAAUCACAAAGUCUUGGCAGAAUAUUUUUUACAAUCGGCCUGGGCAUCGAGCGGUGGUGAUCCGCUGUGUUCGCAUGAAUUGGGAGUAUUGUAUGCACAGAAAGGUCAACACGAAAAAGCAGUUUUUUGGUUUCACCGGACGUUGCGAUGUUUGGACCUUUGUCAGGAUCCCUACUGGGAGGCGACUCUGUAUAGCUUAGGACACUCGUACCGCAAGAUGCGACAGUAUGAAGUGGCAGCCUCUUGUUUCGAUCGAUGUACCGCAUUGUGUCCCAUGAAGUUCUCAACAUACUCUGCCCUUGGUUUAACAAAGCACUUGAAUGGUGAUGUGGAUGGCGCUAUUGACCUCUACCAUAAGGCGCUAUGCUAUCGACCGGACGAUUCUUUUAGUACAGAGAUGUUAAAAAGAGCUUUG
Messenger RNA from Phaeodactylum tricornutum CCAP 1055/1, 1143 nucleotides. RefSeq lists its product with no specific name. Gene Ontology annotation, molecular function: protein binding. Gene Ontology annotation, biological process: cell division. NCBI's taxonomy places the organism in Eukaryota, Bacillariophyta, Bacillariophyceae, Surirellales, Neidiaceae. The transcript has 3 exons. The annotation marks the transcript as partial. The record is from RefSeq and is a predicted model, not a curated record.